This is a messenger RNA of Fusarium subglutinans, 693 nucleotides long. RefSeq lists its product as uncharacterized. The transcript has a single exon. NCBI's taxonomy places the organism in Eukaryota, Fungi, Ascomycota, Sordariomycetes, Hypocreales, Nectriaceae. Bases 1 to 693 code for a protein of 230 amino acids. The record is from RefSeq and is a predicted model, not a curated record.
AUGCAGAACUCUCCUCGCUCUGGAUCCUUCGAACGUCGCAGUUCUGUCCAUGAUAGAAUGCCAAGCCCCUCUCCCAUCCGAUCGCCACUGUCUAGGAGCCGUACCCCUUCACCCUCGCGUGGUCGAUCACAAGCACCUCGUGAGAGGCCUUCAUCUCGCAUGGUAUCGCGCUCUAAAUCACGAGCAAGACUCUCGUCUCGAUCCAGCUCUCGCUCACCAUCUCGUCGCUCCAAGCGCAGCGACAACCAUCAUCACCAUGGGCUCUUCAAGACCACAGCUGGCCUCCUAGCUGGUAUUGGCGUCGCUGCUGUUGUAGCCCAUAAGGUCUGGCCCAAGGGUGUUCUGUACGGUGAUCAUGAAGACUGGGAGCAUUCUUCCAAGCAUCACCGGUCAGACCGUCCUCACCAUCGCCGUCGCCGCUCACUCGAGAAUGGUGAGCGUGUGGUUGAGCGAACAACUCGACGUCGUGGCGAUGCUGUCUACUACGAAGAGGUUGAUCGCAGGCGACCUCAGAACUUUGAGCGAAUGCCACGGCCUGAGUAUGAGAGGAUGAGGCAGCCUGUUGAGCGAUUGCCAUAUCCUGCUGAUGAUCACUAUGUUCAGCCCCAACCAGUCUAUGCUGAGCGGAGGAGGACCGUGGUCCAGCCUGCCCCAAUGCACCCUGAGUGGUGGCAUAGCCUGACAAUGGGAUGA